GAGCGGAGCAGAGCAAUGCCUAAAUCAAAGGAACUUGUUUCUUCAAGUUCUUCUGGCAGUGAUUCUGAGAGUGAGGUUGACAAAAAGUUAAAGAGAAAAAAGCAAGUUGCUCCAGAAAAACCUGUAAAGAAGCAAAAGACUGGUGAAACUUCCAGAGCUCUGUCAUCUUCCAAACAGAGCAACAGCAGCAGAGAUGACAAUAUGUUUCAGACUGGGAAAAUGCGGUACGUUAGUCCCGGCUGUGUUUGGGACUUUAAAGGGAAAGUUCUAAUUGAUGUUAGAGAAUAUUGGAUGAACCCAGAAGGUGAAAUGAAGCCAGGAAGAAAAGGUAUUUCUUUAAAUCCGGAGCAGUGGAGCCAGCUGAAGGAAAAGAUUUCUGACAUUGAUGAUGCAGUAAGAAAACUGUAAAAUCCGAGCC
Carlito syrichta (Philippine tarsier) is the source of this 418-nucleotide messenger RNA. RefSeq names its product activated RNA polymerase II transcriptional coactivator p15-like. Gene Ontology annotation, cellular component: transcription regulator complex; nucleus. The transcript has 2 exons. Gene Ontology annotation, molecular function: DNA binding; transcription coactivator activity. Gene Ontology annotation, biological process: positive regulation of transcription initiation by RNA polymerase II. NCBI's taxonomy places the organism in Eukaryota, Metazoa, Chordata, Mammalia, Primates, Tarsiidae. The record is from RefSeq and is a predicted model, not a curated record. The coding region runs from base 16 to 408 and encodes 130 amino acids.